AUGUCGUCUGCUGAAAUUGUGUCGUCUGCCAUCAACUUUAAACCCACCAAACACCAGUGUCCUGUGUGCGGGAAGACCUACGGAGGCAACACCAAGUUGAACUAUAACAUGGCUACCCACACCGGCAUCCGGCCUCACAAAUGUUCCAUCUGCGGCAAGGCCUUUACCCAGAAGUCCACUAUGCGCACACACUUCCGGAUUCACACAGGUGAGAAACCGUACAAGUGCCGGACCUGCACCCGUGCAUUUGCGGACUACUCCACCUGCAUGAAGCAUGAACGAACCCACAGCGGGGAGAAGCCCUACGCAUGCCCAGAGUUAAUGUCUUCUUCCUAA
Molecule: messenger RNA, 336 nt
Organism: Magallana angulata
Lineage: Eukaryota; Metazoa; Mollusca; Bivalvia; Ostreida; Ostreidae
Product: zinc finger protein 514-like
Exons: 2
Coding region: 1-336 (111 amino acids)
Cellular component (GO): nucleus
Source: RefSeq, a predicted model, not a curated record